GACCCGCCCACACUGUGUACAUCAGCAUCAAGCUAAGGUCACUCUCAUUCUGGAAUUUACCCAGCUCUGCACCACGCCACACCACCUAAGCAGAGAGUUGUUGCAAAUCCACAGCCAGAAUGUCUCUGUCAAACAAACUCACGCUGGACAAGGUGGAUGUGAAAGGAAAGCGCGUUAUCAUGAGCACUGGCUCACUGUUGAAAAAGACAUGUUGGCCGUGUGAUACAGAAUUUGUAACUAAUAUUAUAUAUGCUCUCAUCAGAAUCAAGGCCGCAGUCCCAUCAGUUCAGUAUUGUUUAGAUAAUGGGGCCAAAGCUGUAGUCCUGAUGAGCCACUUGGGCCGGCCUGAUGGAGUCCCCAUGCCAGACAAGUACUCUCUGAAGCCUGUGGCUGCAGAACUCAAGAACCUGCUGGGAAAAGAUGUUCAGUUCCUGAAGGACUGUGUGGGUUCAGAUGUGGAGAAAGCCUGUGCUGACCCACCUGCAGGUUCUGUCAUUCUGCUGGAGAACCUGAGGUUCCAUGUGGCCGAGGAGGGCAAAGGCAAAGACGCAUCGGGGAACAAGGUCAGUGCGCCAUGCAACAGUGGCUCUGCAGAAAGUGCUUAGUCGUCUUACAGAAGUCUUAAAAUCAAAUGGAAGACUUUUAAGACCUGCACAAAUAAAAUCAAUGUGGUCCGUCCAUACAGAACAGAUUCCACAUAAUCUCUAAAUAAACCAUGUAUCUUUUAUUUAUCAUAUAUCUAUCAUAGUAGCCCAAAGAGAAGCCACAAGAGUUUACAUUGAAUUAAAUGUCAUAUAACAUGUUGAAAACCACAACU
This is a messenger RNA of Sinocyclocheilus grahami, 817 nucleotides long. RefSeq names its product phosphoglycerate kinase 1-like. Lineage: Eukaryota; Metazoa; Chordata; Actinopteri; Cypriniformes; Cyprinidae. Bases 120 to 605 code for a protein of 161 amino acids. Gene Ontology annotation, biological process: gluconeogenesis; glycolytic process. The transcript has 3 exons. Gene Ontology annotation, molecular function: ADP binding; phosphoglycerate kinase activity; ATP binding. Gene Ontology annotation, cellular component: cytosol. The record is from RefSeq and is a predicted model, not a curated record.